UUUGAAGGUCGAUUUACCCCUACGUGAUAAUCUAGAGGAGGCUUUGGAGGAUGUUGAGGGAGUGCUAGACAGGGUGCUAGACGACACGUUACGUGGGGUGCAAGGGCAUGACUACGCACGUAUUACCAUUGAUGCUCCCUCUUUGAGGAACCCAAUUUCGUUACCAUUUAUGCGACGUCAACAACUUACCCCUCAACGGAUCAUGGGCGUCAUAGAGACGGUUGUGCAAUCUAACCAACAGUUUGUGUUUGAGGGUGACUUCAGGCUCCAUGUGAUUCGUACUCAUCUCCCAUCAGGGGCUGGGAAAAACAAAUUGAAGAACUCUUGUACAUUGAACACGUGCGAUUUGGAUGCAUGGAGGAAGGGGAAAAAAAGUAUUAUACGUAUUGAGAACAGCGACGAGUUAUGUGCUGCACGCUCUAUUGUGACUGGGAUGGCUAUCCUAACCAUGGACCCUAAUGCUACCAAGUUGUAUAAGCCCACAUGGGGUCGUACGCGUGGCCCCCCGCUCCCCUUGCAAACGGAACGUGCCAAGGUGUUGCAUGCCGAGGCUGGUGUACCUGAAGGGCCUUGUGGGAUCCCUGAGAUCCAGCAAUUCCAACAAUAUCUGAGGGGUCAAGGGUUCGAGUUGAAUGUGGUGUCCCGAGAGCAUGGUAAUACUGUGAUCUACUCUGGGGACUUACCUGACCCAAAGUAUAGGCUUUACUUAUACUAUGCCAAGGGUCAUUUUGAUUACGUUAAGAGUAUGCCCGGUUUGUUGGGGCGUUGCUACUAUUGCACAAUAUGCAAGAAGGGUUACGACUCCAAGCUACAGCACAAGUGUGUGAACUCGUGUUAUGGUUGCGGAGAGGUGGAUUGUUCCCCUUUGGUACCGCCACCGGAGCAAGACCACCGUUGGGAUUGGAAGUAUUGCUCAGAGUGUAACAGGUACUUUCGUACCCCUAAGUGCUUCGACAACCAUAAACUUGUCAAGCCUAGAGGGUUACCCAAUAAGAAAGAUGUUACCCCUCGGUCGUACUGUCAGAUGUACCAUAAAUGCGAGACAUGUGGUAAACGUAUUGAUAUGCUUGCCACCCGGAAGGAGGGGACGUCACAUGUAUGUGGGGAGUACAAGUGUACUGUCUGCAAAGAGGUGGUUCCCCCAGACCAUUUGUGUUACGUGACUGUUGGUGCCAAUGCUCUACCAAAGGACAAAGACGGUGAUGAUAGCAUGCGUGUUAUCGUUUUCGAUGUCGAGGCGAUGCCAUUGGGUGAUAAACACGAGCCUAAUUUUGUGGGCGCUCAAAAACUGUGCGACACGUGUAAGGAGUGGCCCAUGGAUCGUUUGGAGUGCACCACGUGUGGGGUCCGAAAGCAUAGUUUUACCAGUAUCCGUGCGUUUUGCGACUGGUUAUUCGGUGGCAGUAAUGCUGGGUACACCUGCCUGGCACACAAUUUUAAGGGGUACGACUCCUAUUUUAUCUUGGAGUACCUUUUUGAGAAUGGUAUUAAGCCCAAUGUUAUCUUCACUGGUGGCAAGGUGAUGCAUUUGAAGGUGGACUCGUUAAACAUUGAGAUGAAGUGUACCUUGAAUUUUUUUCAAAUGCCACUGAGUAAGCUCCCAAAAGCUUUUGGGUUCGACCACAUCACUCAGAAAGGUGUAUUUCCUCACUUUUUUAAUAUUACCGAGCACCAAGAUUAUGUAGGGCCUAUGCCAGAUUUGAGUUAUUACGACUUACGGAGUAUGAAGGAGGAGGACGCAAACGCUGUCGCUCAAUGGCAUCAGGAGCAAGUCACCCGUGGGGUUGUGUUCAACUUGAGGGAGGAACUUGCUAACUAUUGUCACCAAGAUGUUGAAGUACUGAAGAGGGCAGUGGUAGCCUUCGAUAAACUCAUCAUGGAUGCGGUUGGUCUCCAUCCAUUCAAGAUAGCUAUCACCAUAGCCUCGCUAUCUAGUCGGAUUCUGCGCUCAAAGUUCUUGGAGGAGGGUAAAAUUGGCCUAGUCCCUUUACGUGGGUACCGUGGGCACGAUGUGCAGUCUUUGAAGGCACUACAGUGGCUGAAAUACCUGGAGCGUCGUGACGGUGUGUGUAUCCGACAUGCGGGAAAUGGAGGCGAGGUGCGCUUAGCUGGUAGAAUUAAGGUGGAUGGUUAUGCUGCUGACACUAACACUGUGUACCAAUACCAAGGUUGUUUUUACCAUGGGUGUCCUACUUGCUUCCUACCUGAUACUGUGAACCCCUUGACACAUACUACUAUGAGGGAGCUCCGCGAUCACACACGUGCUACAGAGUUACGCCUAAGAGCUUUAGGGUAUAAUUACGAGGAGGUAUGGGAGUGUCAAUUCGACGCUAGGCUGAGCAGUGAUGUACAACUGCAAGCCCUUGUGGGGGAGGUGGAGCAUUCGAUCCCCCUCAACCCCCGUGAUGCCUUUUUUGGUGGCAGGACAAAUGCCAUUCAAUUGCAUUACGAAGCAAAGGUCUGUGAGGGCGAACGGAUACAUUAUUACGACUUCACAUCCUUGUACCCUUGGGUAAACGCCACGUGCGAGUACCCCGUUGGUCACCCCGACGCGAUUGUCACCGAGAACUUUAAUGAAGACCUCCACGCAUACAAGGGGCUCAUGAAGAUCCGUGUCCUACCUCCCCGUGACCUCUUCUUUCCAGUCCUCCCUGUCAGGGUUAAUCAGAAGCUGAUGUUUCCACUGUGUCGCAGUUGUGCUGAGAUGGAGGAGCAAGGGAGCUGCAACCAUUCGGAUGAGGAGCGGGCGUUCACAGGCACGUGGUGUCACCCCGAGGUCUUCAAGGCUAUCGAGGAGGGGUACACUGUACUCCGUGUUUACGAGAUAUGGCAUUGGGAGAAGUGGGAGCGCUUGUUCAAGGGGUAUAUCGAUACCUUUUUGAAAUUCAAGCAGGAGGCUUCGGGGUGGCCAGCGUGGUGUGACACUGACUCGGAUAAGCAGCGUUACAUUGACGAGUACGAGCAACACCAAGGUGUUCGAUUGGACAAAGAGAAGAUCGCAAAGAACCCAGGCCUCCGCAGUGUGGCAAAGAUGGGGUUAAAUUGUAUGUGGGGGAAGUUUGGGGAGCAGCCAAACCCAAGGCGGACCAAAUACAUUAGCGAGCCUAUUGAGUAUUUUGAUUUACUGACGAACGAUAGCGUUGAGGUGAACGAUGUGUUCAUUGUGAGUGAUGACCUUAUCCAAGUUCACUAUAAACUGGGUGAGAGAUUUCAAGAGUUGAAGCCACAUACUAAUGUUAUCAUAGCGGCCUUCACCACAGCGUUUGCACGGCUGGCAUUGUUUGGGGUAAUGAGACGCCUAGGCCCUCGAUGCCUGUAUCAUGAUACGGAUAGUGUCAUCUUCCUACACCGCCCUGGGGAGUGGAAGCCACCCCUUGGUGACUACCUAGGGGAUUUGACUAGUGAGUUAGACGAGGGGGAUUUCAUCGACUGUUACUCCUCGACUGGUCCAAAGAGUUAUGCGUAUACCACUUACAGUGGGAAAUCUGUAUGUAAGGUGAAAGGACUGCACUUGAAUGUCCGUACGGCUGGUAUUGUUAACCAGAAGACUAUGAUAGAGCUCUUGACUGGUGAGGGGGACGAAGAACGUCAUGUGGUUCUCCCUUACACUAUUGUCCGUAAUACGAUAGGUAGGACCUUGCACACUGUGCCAGCGCAUAAAACUUUUAAAAUGGUGUAUAACAAACGGGUGCGUAGGGGGAUGCUCACCUACCCUUAUGGGUAUUACUCACUGUAAGUCUAUCAAAUAACUAUGGUAAUGACAAUAAAAAAGAGGGUUCCUCACCUGUGGUGGUCAGCGUCUUAUUCUCAGCAUAAAUAAGAGGGUGGGUGUGGCUAGGGUAUCACUUGCGGUAUGGGUUGCUUUGGUGCGGAUCCUCUCCACCCCCGUUUUGAUUGCCGUACAGCGUUAGAACGCAUGCGCUGUCUCUUCGCAUGUUGUGGGGGUAACAUCACCAUUCGGGACUCGCAACUCGAUGGCAAAGCCCCCGACAAAAACGAAAGUGGAAAAAGGGUAUGGUACGAA
This is a messenger RNA of Nematostella vectensis (starlet sea anemone), 4024 nucleotides long. RefSeq lists its product as uncharacterized. NCBI's taxonomy places the organism in Eukaryota, Metazoa, Cnidaria, Anthozoa, Actiniaria, Edwardsiidae. Gene Ontology annotation, biological process: DNA replication. The coding region runs from base 170 to 3736 and encodes 1188 amino acids. The transcript has a single exon. The record is from RefSeq and is a predicted model, not a curated record. Gene Ontology annotation, molecular function: nucleotide binding; DNA-directed DNA polymerase activity; DNA binding.